Pleurotus ostreatus (oyster mushroom) is the source of this 2196-nucleotide messenger RNA. RefSeq lists its product as uncharacterized. Bases 1 to 2196 code for a protein of 731 amino acids. Gene Ontology annotation, molecular function: protein serine/threonine kinase activity; ATP binding. Gene Ontology annotation, cellular component: cytoplasm; nucleus. The record is from RefSeq and is a predicted model, not a curated record. The transcript has 7 exons. Lineage: Eukaryota; Fungi; Basidiomycota; Agaricomycetes; Agaricales; Pleurotaceae. Gene Ontology annotation, biological process: peptidyl-serine phosphorylation; intracellular signal transduction.
AUGGCUUUUGCGUGGCGUUCACGCAAGCAUCGCCUUGAUUUCUUGCUGCAAAGCCAGGGCGAUGAUGAUCAGGACGGCAUCGUGCUAGACCGGUUGCUACACGGUCAGAGCAUCAUUGGCAAGACAGCUAGGACGGCAGAGAUUGACUCCAUUCGCUUUCAAGAUAAAGAUCUCAAUGUUGUAGGAACUCUGGAUCGGGGGCAGUUUGGUGUGAUCGAUGUAGUGAAAUGUGUGCUUGAUGACCGCGUGUACAUCCGGAAGUCUACGGAAAAGCAACUAGCUCUGCGAGCCCGCGGCCAAUGCUCACCGCAAUAUGAACGCGAUAUUCUCCUGCGCGCGAGACAAUCCCAAUCUGAAUGGGUCCCCCAUCUUCUCUGCGCCUUCCAAACACCCACCCACCUGAAUCUCCUCAUGGAUUACGCCGAAGGCGGUUCGUUGUGGGAUGUCCUCGAAUCCCACCCCGAGGGAAGGAUACCCGAGGACGACAUGUCCUGGUGGGUGCCGCAGAUAGUCAGCGCCAUAGGCUGGUGCCAUGAGCAAGGCUACGCACAUAGGGAUAUCAAGCCACAUAAUUUCGUGCUUACGAACAGUGCGCGCGUGCUGCUCAUUGAUUUUGGCUCGGCAGCCCCGCUGCUCCCCCCUCGACCUGAUGGCUCGAGGGCGCUGCCGAAGCGAGCGUGUAUGGCGCCUUGCGGUACCUGCGACUACAUUUCCCCUGAGAUCCUCAGGUUUCACGAAGAUGCGCUGGUAGCAUUGGAGAUGGACGGCGAGGAUAUCAUCAACAAGUCUUUGGAUGAGGAAGGGUAUGGCCUAGAAACAGACUGGUGGAGUUUGGGUGCAAUGUUGUAUGAGUUGGUCUAUGGAGUAGCCCCCUUUUUUGCGGAAGAUAUUCGCCAGACCUAUGCACGCAUACUGGCCCACGAUACAUGUCUUCGCUUCGAUAAAAACAUCAAGAUCAACGAACCACUUCGCGACUUGCUGUCGAGAUUACUUACUGAUGCUGACCACCGGAUGGGAAGACGAGGAGUAGGAGAAAUCCUCAACCACCCUUAUUUUGAGGACGUCCCUUUGGACUCGCUAACGACUCGACCUCUCCCAGACACCCUCCAUAUCCCUCGAUUCAUCUACGCCGAAGGAUCAGCAGCGGACCCCGAGCCGUCCGGAGACGAGUCUCGGUCCCAAGGAUUCGCGUUUUCGAUUUUCUUUCAGUCAUCGUCACCAAUGUCCGAACGGCCUGAGGCCGCAAACGAGACCACGAGCUCUUUGAGCCGAUCGACAUCCUCCAACGGCAGUUCGUCUUCUUUCAUCGGCUUCUCGUGGGGUCCCACUAUCGACGCCUUCCCGGAUACGCCUCCCACACCGACAGAACCGCCCAUACCCCCCAUUCAUCCGGGGUUGGUCACACCGCGCCCUACAUUAUCUGCUUUGGAUACGGGACGUGCUGGUCUCAGUGCACGACAGCCUCAAUCCUCCGCCAGCAGGCUUCUCACCCCCGGAAUCCCUUCAAUCCCGUACACGACCCCCGUGCGCCUUAACGGCAUACUGCCAUACGCCACGCUCCCCCGGGGCAGCACGAUCCGCCGCAGCGCAACAGUCCGGCGCGCGGUAUCGGACCGCGAGGCAAUGAAGCAGCUCGUCGACUGCAUCGGCAUGAGCGCGCGCAAGAAGGUCCUCGAAAGCGGCAAAAAGCCACGCAUCCUCCCGCCUUUCAAAUCGCUCAACCACUCCGGGACGCUGAAAGAGCUGCGGUUCUUCCCCGCGCCGAUCGUCGUCCCCGCCUACGGCGAUACGUCCUCGCCCAUGUACAGACGACAAGCGGUCGCCGUGCUUGGUUCGGACGACGGCACCGCGACCGAAAUCGAAUCAGAAGGCCCGCCGAGUCCGAGCCCCAGCCCGCGCCCCGGGUCGGCAAUGUCGUUUAUGUCGAAAAGGAGCGGGACGCCGACGAUUACGACGACGUUCUCGCAGCGCAUGUCUGGGAGCUCGUUCCUUUCGAUCCCGCGGCCGUCAUCGGGGAGACCGCGCUCGACUUCUACGGGGUCUCUUCCGGCGCCGUACAACGAACCGUACAACGAACCGUCCUUGUCGUUGGACGAGGACAAUCUCGCGGACGUCGCGGCGCGAUACGCGUCGUUGAUGGCAGACCUUGAGGCGAUCGAGGAGAAGCUGCGAUACGUUGCUGUGAUGUCCACCUAA